This is a messenger RNA of Sphaeroforma arctica JP610, 156 nucleotides long. RefSeq lists its product as hypothetical. The record is from RefSeq and is a predicted model, not a curated record. The transcript has a single exon. NCBI's taxonomy places the organism in Eukaryota, Ichthyosporea, Ichthyophonida. The coding region runs from base 1 to 156 and encodes 51 amino acids.
AUGGCCCAAGACAAGUGCGAGACCGGCCACAAGUCCACCAAGCACUGGACGAUGUCAAAGACGCAAAAUAUGGUAACGUUCUCCGUAAUGACAUACACGCAGAGGACAGCGACGGCUGUGAAGACCCAAGUCAGUGAUGUGCGCAAUGGAAACUAA